CUCACUCACUCCUUUUUUUCCAACAAGCCUCGCCUUUCUUCCAUUCCGUUUGCCUGCUGCUUGCUCCCUUCGGCUCGGUCCUUCACUCCUUCCCCCCCUGCUUUCCCUCCGUUCCCAGUUCAAAGUACCAGCAGCAGCAGCCACGUUUUUCCCAACCCACGCCCCGUGCUCGCCGGCAUCACCACGCGCCGAGUUCUAGGCGCCGCUCGCAUGGCGAAGCUGGCGUCGUCCUCCGGCCUUGCGCUCGACUUCCUGCGCCGCCUCCUCUGCGCCCGCGGCGCCGGCAACGCCGACGAUCCCGUCGCCGCCGCGCCCCGCCACCUGCCCACGCCGGAAACGGAGCCGAGGAGCCCCUGCAUUGUGGCCAGGCUCAUGGGCCUGGACGCGAUGCCGGCCGAGUCGCCGCACGCCCAGCCCACGCCGCCGCUGCCGCUGCGGCGGAGCCGCUCCGCGAGCUCCGCGGAGGGGUCGCCGAGACCGAGCCCCUGGGACGCGCAGCAGCAGCAGCCGCGGGUGGUCCGGGCGUCCGCGUCGCUGAGGGAGAAGCCGGCGUACCUCAUGCAGGAGAGCGACGAGUUCCUGCUCCUCAGCUUCAGCCCCGAGGGCCACCGCGGGCGCGACGUCAGGGAGGAGCUCGAGUUCUUGCUCGCCGCCGCGGAGCCGACGGGACGUGGGGAAGGAACACCGGACAGGGCCCCGAAACAGAGGAGGAACGGGUACUGCCGCAAGCUGCUGUUCGGAGACGACGAGGCGGGGUCCUCCUCGGGCCGCCGCAGGAGGAUGCCGGCGGCGGAGUGCGACGCGCAGAACUCGAGCCCGGUGUCGGUGCUCGAGGUGAGGGAUGCGCAGGAGGAGGAGUCCACCACCACCACCUCGUCGUCCUUGGAAGAGGUGGAGCACGCAGAGCCCUGCUCGGCUACCUCAGAUGAAGUUCAGAAAACAUUGGAACAGCAGAACUCGAGGAAGCUGCAUGCUGAUUUCGACCAGUUCGAUAAUCUGUCUCCCCCGAGAAGCUCUUGCCAUGCCUCCUCAAAAAGUUCAGAUAGGGAGAGGAACAGGAGAGUCGUGAACAAGGCUGAGGUGAUCGCGCCAGAUGUCACUGGCAUCUGGCAACCCAUUUGCAGACUGGUCGAGGAAGAUCUGAAGAACAUGAAAUGGUCGGUACAUGAUGGCGCAAAUGUCGUCGCCGAGAUGGAGUCAGGCAUCCUUGAUCACCUGAUACGUGAAAUGGUGGAUGAAUUCGUGCAGGGAAGGUCUGGAACUGUACAUGCUUUCCCCCUCCGAUCCAAGAAACAAUUGGGUUGCAAAAGUUUUCAGACAAGACAAGCAAUUGGAUGCUACUGAACAAGGAUGGACUGAUGUAGUCCUUAGUCGCUC
This is a messenger RNA of Panicum hallii, 1377 nucleotides long. RefSeq lists its product as uncharacterized. Bases 211 to 1344 code for a protein of 377 amino acids. The transcript has 2 exons. The record is from RefSeq and is a predicted model, not a curated record. NCBI's taxonomy places the organism in Eukaryota, Viridiplantae, Streptophyta, Magnoliopsida, Poales, Poaceae.